AUGGCAUGGGCAAAGCUCCUUGGCCACACUGGCCCCUGGGAACCAGGUACCAUCUCCAUCCCAGACUGCGCAGCAGUUACGGACACAGGCGGCACCCCAGCACAGAGAUUCCCGUCCUGGCACAGCGUUCUACCCCAGGACACGCAAUCAAUUCAGAGGCACGCGGCUUGCUCCGAGGAUGCAGCCCGGCCCGGGGCACGCGGUCCGUCCCAGGACGCCCCGCCCCAGGACACGGCGGCGGGCGGUGCCGGGGCCGGGCGGGCGGAGCUCCGGGGCCGCGCCCCCGGGAGAGCCGGGCCCGGCGGCGGCGGCGCCGCCGUCAGUGCGGCAGCGGCGGCGGCGGCGGCGGCAGCGCCAUGGCGGAGGCGGCGGAGGGGCCGGCGCGCCGCGGGAAGAGGACGGGAGCGGAGCCCGGGGCCGCGGCGGAGGAGCCGGCGGAGGCGGAGCGGGCCGCGCGGCGGCGGCGGAGGUGGAUGGCGGGGGCCGGGCCGAGGCCGCGAUCGUGUCCGGGACCGGGACGGGGACGGUGAUGGGCAUGGGGUCCGGGACCGGGACCGUGAUGGGGAGGUCGGCGCUGGCCGCGGUGCUGGCGGAGCCCGGCCCUCAUCCACCUCCCGGGGCAGCUUGCAGCCGGCGGCGGACAUCCAGGGAACCACGGUCCUGCACGACACCAUCAGCGACCGCCCGCAACCCCUGCCAGCAAGGUACUUUGACACGAAGACCACGGAGCCCAUCAGCUUCUUCUUGACCGGCCUGGAAGAGCUGCUGGCCUGGCAGCCCAACAGCAACGAUGACUUCAAUGUGUCAGCUGUGCCUCUGGCCAAGCGCCAGCCCCCGCUCCACAGCAGCAGGCCCCGGACACUGGUGUGCCACGACAUGCGUGGCGGGUACUUGGAGGACAGGUUCAUCCAGGGCUCGGCUACACGCAACCCCUAUGUCUUCUACCACUGGCGCUACAUCGACAUCUUUGUCUACUUCAGUCACCACACUGUCACCAUCCCGCCCGUGGUCUGGACCAAUGCAGCGCACCGGAACAGCGUCCCUGUGCUGGGCACAUUCAUCACGGAGUGGACAGACGGGGAGAAGCUGUGCGAGGCGUUCCUGGCCGGCGGGGAGGAGGCGUACGGCGCCGUGGCCGAGCAGCUGGCCCGCAUUGCCCAGCACUACCGCUUCGACGGCUGGCUGAUCAACAUAGAGAACACACUGAGCGCAGCGGCGGUGGGGAACCUGCCCCUCUUCCUGCAGGACCUGACGGCGCGGGUGCACAGUGCCGUGCCGGGUGGGCUGGUGAUCUGGUAUGACAGUGUCCUGAAGGAUGGCACACUGAGGUGGCAGAAUGAGCUGAACAAUGCGAACAGGAUGUUCUUUGAUGCCUGUGACGGGCUGUUCACCAACUACAACUGGAAGGAGGAGCAGCUGGAGCGUACACAGAGGCUGGCUGGUCCACGCCUAAAUGACGUUUAUGUCGGCGUUGAUGUCUUUGGCCGUGGGGAUGUGGUUGGUGCUGGCUUCGACACUUACAAGUCCCUGCGCCUGAUCCGCCAGUAUGGCCUCUCUGCAGCCAUCUUUGCUCCUGGCUGGGUCUAUGAGCACCUGGGGAAGGAGAACUUCCUGCAGAACGAGAACAGGUUCUGGGGCUUGCUGGCAGAGUACCUGCCCACCCACAGCAUUUGCACACUGCCCCUCACCACCUCCUUCAGCCUGGGCAUGGGCACCAGCACAUUUAUGGAUGGGAAGGAUGAAGAGUCUGGACCCUGGUACGACCUGAGCGCACAGGACAUCCAGCCACUGUACCCGGAACACCAGGGCAUGCUGAGCACCAGCUGCUGCCUGCAGGAUGCUUGGUGUGGGGGCAGCUCCCUGCAGCUGCAGGGGACCAUUCCCUCUGGCGAGGAACGCGUGGCUGUCCGCCUCUUCUCUUUGCAGAUGCCGGCCCCCCCCAAGAUCUUCCUGACCAUGCUCUACAAGCUGGAGGGGCCACAGCCUGAUGACUUCACAGUGGCACUGGAGGUCACCACCUGGGACUCAGAGAUGUGCUUUGAGGGCAAUCCUACCUCCCUGCCUGAGCCCAACGGCCGGUACCACCCCCGGUUCCUCCCGGCACCGCCGCCCAGCCUCGCCAAGCUGCUCGCCGCCUGCCACCGUGGCUCCCACGGCUGGACCAGCCGGUGCUAUGAGCUGGAGCUGCAGGACUGCAGCCUGCGAGACCUCUCCCUGAUUGUGUCCCGCCAGCAGCCCAGCCUGCAGGAGACAUCCUUCACCUGCCUCCUCGGGGAGGUCCGGGUGAGUGCCUGCUAUGGCUUGGUGGAGACACCUGCCCUGUGCCCCCCUUGUUCCGGGAAGGUGGGGGCUGCCUGCCCUGACCCUGACAGUGCUGUGGUUCCCUCGCAGGUGCUGGACACGGCCAGUGUGGCGGCCUCCCCACCGCAGGUGCACAGCGUGAUGGCCUCUCAGCUCUGGUGGCAGGAGGGCCCCGAGCCCGAGCAGCUCUCGCUCAGCCUCACCCUGCGCUGGUCCUUCCCGCCUGGCCGUGCCAGAUGGUUCCGUGUCCUGAGCCAGGGCGCCCGGUGCCGCCUGGGCCAGACAGCGCCGCAGGUGCUGGGGCUGGCGCAGGGCUGCCUGUUCCGGGCUGUGGGGCUGUCGGUGCCACAGCCGGCGCCCGGACAGUCCUGCCGGCUGGAGCUGCUGGUGGAGCCGGUUCUGCGGGAUGAGCUGCCUGUGGACCCCGAGCGCUGGGGCCGCCUCGUGCUGGUCUAUUCCGCACCAGGCAGUGGCACCAGUUCAGAUGGGCAUUAAAGCAACUGUGGUGCA
Lonchura striata (white-rumped munia) is the source of this 2811-nucleotide messenger RNA. The record is from RefSeq and is a predicted model, not a curated record. NCBI's taxonomy places the organism in Eukaryota, Metazoa, Chordata, Aves, Passeriformes, Estrildidae.